Molecule: messenger RNA, 2380 nt
Organism: Nelumbo nucifera (sacred lotus)
Lineage: Eukaryota; Viridiplantae; Streptophyta; Magnoliopsida; Proteales; Nelumbonaceae
Source: RefSeq, a predicted model, not a curated record
CAAAGCAAUAAGUCACCAAUUCAGUCGACUCAGUCACUGUCAAACGGCAAAAAACUGCCGGCACGGCGGUGCCCUUCCAUCAGAUUCAGAGCUGCAGGAGAAAUCCGUCAAUCGAAAGAUAUCAGAGGGAGGAGUCGGUAGAGCCGUAGAAGCAAUCGCGCAUAGGGCACUUAUCCUAACGUCGAAGGCUCAAACAAGCCCUCGUUAUUGGGCAGAACAUAAACACGUGUGAGUGCCUUCGCCGACGUUUCCCGCGUGUGGAGAGAAGAAGAGAGAGAAGCCAGUUCUGUGUUUGCUUUGCUUUGGUAGGAGAAAGGAGGAAAAAUUCUCAUUCUUUUAAGAAAUCGUUGUCUAUCGACGGGUUCUAUUGUUUCUCUUCUUGAAUUUAAACGCAAUUACGAAUCUGAGAAUCUGAAUUGCAAAUAGAAGAAGGAUUAAAUCUAAAUCGAUGGAACAGCUCGUCAACUUCAUUAUUCGCCCUCCAAGAGCUGAUUAUAAUCCACAAAAUGACUUAGUGGAUCAAGAAUUUACUUUAAGAGGACAAAGGUUUCAUAGAAAAGACCUACAGGUUACUAACAGUCGGGGAAAUGUACUUCAGUGUAGCCAUUACAUGCCUGUUGUUAUUCCUGAAGGAAAGGCACUUCCAUGUGUGAUAUACUGCCAUGGAAACAGUGGUUGCAGAGCAGAUGCCAGUGAAGCUGCUAUAAUUUUGCUUCCAUCAUAUAUCACAGUUUUUACACUUGACUUUUCAGGAUCUGGACUCUCAGAAGGGGAACAUGUCACUCUGGGAUGGAAUGAAAAGGAUGAUCUGAAGGCUGUGGUCAAUUAUUUACGUUCAAAUGGCAAUGUGUCUUGCAUUGGUCUGUGGGGUCGUUCAAUGGGUGCUGUAACCAGUUUAAUGUAUGGAGCUGAGGAUCCAUCCAUUGCAGGAAUGGUCCUUGACAGCCCAUUUUCCGAUUUGGUUGACCUCAUGCUAGAACUUGUGGAAACUUACAAAUUCCGUCUACCCAAGUUCACUGUGAAAUUAGCAAUACAAUACAUGCGCAGGGUUAUCCAGAAGAAGGCAAACUUUGACAUAAUGGACCUUAACACCAUUAAGGUGGCAAAGUCUUGCUUUGUUCCUGUUUUAAUAGGGCAUGCUAUUGAUGAUGACUUUAUUCUUCCCCAUCACUCUGAUCGUAUAUAUGAUGCUUAUGUGGGAGACAAAAAUAUUAUCAAAUUUGAGGGAGAUCACAAUUCUCCACGCCCUGAGUUCUACUUUGAUUCUAUAACCAUCUUCUUCCAUAAUGUUUUGCGACCUCCAAUGGAAGCAGUUAACGAGGGAAAUUAUUUUGAGGAUUUGCAUGAUUACUAUGGCGAGAGUAAUUGGAGUGCAGUGCAUGGAAUAGGAUAUACAAAUCAUAAUCUUGCAGACUUGUCUGAAGAACUACCAAGCAGCAGAGAAUAUGCCAUUAGACAGCUUCAUUCCAGAAGGCCUAUGAGUAGGAUGGAGGUUCCUUCAGAUAUUCCCUCUGAAGAAAAGCAACUUGGAUUAGAGAAAAAAGAAAGUGAACACGAGGAUGUCUCAUCACCUUCUUCUCUGAUUGGCUUCAAACUCUCUGAUGGUCAUCCCCACAGAUCACAUGCUCCAUCCUUGAUAGAUGAUGAUGAAUAUGCGGAGUACACACUUGGUAACUUAGCAGACUAUCCAUGCAGUACAGAAGAUGAAGAAAGGAUGUUCAUGGAAGCAAUCGUAGAGUCUUUGAAGGACAUGGAGGUCAAACAACCUACUGAAGAACAAACACCAAACAUGAGCACCAGUUCACCUGAAUGUUCACAGAAAGACGACCUAGAAGCUUCUUCCACCUCAAACAACUGUGGGCUCUUGAGGAUGGACGACAGUUCCAUCUCAGCUACAGAUAGCCGUGGUACAGAAUGUGGGCAUUCACCACCUGAUGCGAGUGAAUCUUCUUCUAGGCCAACAUUUGAGACACAUCUAUCUUCUAUAGAGACAGGAAGUGCUGGGGCUUCAGCCUGUCGUGACAUUACUUCUAGUGUUAAGGGCUUGUCAGGCAGUGACAGGUCAGCACAAGAUGCAGCAGACAUGGAAGGGGGAACACGGGCCACUUUGACAGUAGAGAAGAGUCAAACCAACCAUGUCAUGGAUGGGUUGAUGCAACGUUGGGGUCUCAAUUUUUUUAGAAGUAGCUGAUGAUGAAAAGCUGUGAGAAUAUGUAUUAUUGAUGUUGGAGCAUAGAAAAGAAAGUGACAAGGCUUGUAAUGUAUAAUAUGUUUUUUUUUUUCACAAAAUAGCAGCUACAUUCGUUAUGUAAUACAAAACGAUACAGCUUGUUCUGAAAGCCCAUUAUAAGAUAUCUUCAUUUGAGCUUUACACACUAAA